Molecule: messenger RNA, 651 nt
Organism: Psylliodes chrysocephalus
Lineage: Eukaryota; Metazoa; Arthropoda; Insecta; Coleoptera; Chrysomelidae
Source: the annotation of a GenBank genome assembly
AUGUCUGGUAAAACUGUCCCAGAACAAUUAUCCAAUUAUAUUAAGGAAAGGUUUCAAUUUUUACGAGAAGAAAAUGCACGUAUGGAAGAAAUUUUAAGAAGACUGAAGUUUUUAAAUGAAGAAAUGAGGAUACCAGUAGAUAUAUCAGAAAAAGUGUCUGAAAUAAAAGAUCAGGUAUACAAUCUAGAAGCAACCACAUACAAAUCUCAAGCAGAGAGGUUAAGAAAACAUCACAAUUACCUUUCAAAGUUAAAAAUAUGUAUCAAAAUAUAUGUUAAUAUUAAUGAACGACUCUCUGAAGAUAUAAAGACAUCAAAAAGGGAACUGGAACAGUCUAAAGAAAAAUUAUGUGGAAUAUUAAAUCUUAGCAGUGAACAAAUUCAACAAUUAGAAGAAAAAGCUAAACGAUAUGAAAAUGAAGUAGUAAAAUUUGAGAAAAAAUAUCCUUGGUUAAAAGAUCCAAUGUUCAAUUUACCAAAUAUAUCCAAAGAAGUAGAGAAGCUGCGAAUUUUAAAAGAUACUAAAGAAAAGUUAGUGGAAGAACUGAGUGUGUAUCAAGAUCUCAAACCUGACAUUAGUGAAGCUACACAACAAUUAGCACAUAUUAAAGAAGAACACAAAAAGAUGAGCUCUGUACUAUUAGAUAGCUAA